Molecule: messenger RNA, 3643 nt
Organism: Xiphophorus hellerii (green swordtail)
Lineage: Eukaryota; Metazoa; Chordata; Actinopteri; Cyprinodontiformes; Poeciliidae
Gene: gcfc2
Product: GC-rich sequence DNA-binding factor 2
Biological process (GO): mRNA splicing, via spliceosome
Cellular component (GO): nucleus
Molecular function (GO): DNA binding
Source: RefSeq, a predicted model, not a curated record
UACCGCAAACGUCAGAAGUAACGUAUGACAGGCCGUUGUGUAGACAGAAAUGUUUAACAAGAAGCCACGGAGGAACUUUCGCCAGAGAAAACAGAGCUCCAGCGAGGAUGAAGACCAACAGAAGAACGGCGGAGAAGGAGAUGAACCCGAAGAGGCUCCGUCGGUGAUAAACAAGCCUCCCAAAGCGGCGCAGAGCCGCGGCAUCUCCUGCAGCUCCAAGCGGGAAGCGACACCUCCGCAGGCGGACAGCAGUGAUGGAGAAGCCGCGGCCGAGGCGCUGGAAGCGACGGAGGACAGAGAUGAUAAAGAUGGGACAAAGACGACGAAAAGCUCCAUCCUUAGUUUUACAGACGACAAAGAAGCAGAAGAAUCAACUUUUAAACUAAAGAGGUCCUCUGAUAAAGCUGUGGUGUUUCAAGCCAGGAAGAAGGAGGCUCCACCCACCAAGACGAGCCUCAGCAAAGCUUCUGGUGGUGCAGAUGCCCCACCAUCUGUUUCUCCCAGUCAUGGAGACAGCAGUGAGGCUUCACCGUAUUCUCAGCAUAGUGAUGAUGAUAAUAACGAUGAUGACGACGAUGAUGAUGAUGAUGACGACGACGAUGACGUCAACAGUAACGAUGGUGACAAUGACGGUGAUGGAGGUUUUGCUAGAUCACCUGCAAGUAGCUCCAACUCUGACUCCAGCUGCUCUGCUGCCAAACCAACCGUUAUCCCUAAAGCAGAGGAGAUACACGCGGCCAGGAGGCAGCGGCGCGCGGCGCGAGCCCAGAAGGAGUUCAUACCGUUGGGUAGAGACGGCCGGAGCUCUGCUGGCAGCACCCCCGAUCACUACAGCCGCGACGAUGAAGAGGACAGAGUUGAAAAUGACGACGAUGAUGAGCCAGACGACCAUGAGAGAAGAAUCGAGUUCGCCCCCCGAAUAAAGAGCAUCAGGGAGAGGAUUGCAGAGAAACUAGGAGGAAGUGAUGGAAGUCUGUCAGCAACUGAUGAGGAGGAGCAGGAACUUUGGGAGCAGACACAGAUUGAAAAGGGAGUCAAGAGACGACCAGGGGAACGGAGUCCGUCUGGCAGCGAGUCCAGCAGCUACAGCAGCAACAGCAGGCCAGACAGAGGAGGACACAAAAAGAGACUAACAGGGGCUAAGAUCCCAAAGACCCUUCCUCUUGUUUCUGUCUCAACGGUGAAGAAAAGGAUCACUAAAAAACUGGACUCCUUGAAGGAGGUGUACAGAGCACGGCAGGCGGAGCUGAGGAGGAUGGAGGGCGACGCCGAGAACGCCAAGAGUUCAUUAGAGCUGCUGGAAGAAAGUUCCUCUGAGGCUCAGCUCAGGUUUUACAGAACCAUGAUCCUCUACGUCCACAACCUGGUCGAAUGUCUGCAGGAGAAGAUUGUUGAAAUCAAUGCCUUGGAGCUGGAAAUGCACACUCUGUUGUCUGAUCACAUGGAGGCGCUGUUGGCUCAGAGGCGAAAGAGGAUAAAAGAGGAGGCUGAGCGCCUGCAGCAGCUCAGCUAUAACACAGAGGAACAGACUGGCAGCUCUGAUAUUCAGUGUGAAGUGGCCAGUAAUCUAGAAGAUUUUCAUUUACCUGAAGAUGCCAAGCUUUCUGAAGAAGAAGAGGAGCAGCUUCAGGAGAGAAUAUCUGAUAUCCAGUCGAGAGCUCAGGCGGUGUUUGCUGACGUCCAAGACGACUUCUGCAACGUUAAAAAGAUUCUGUCUCGAUUUGAAGAAUGGAGGAGGUCGUACUCUGACUCCUACCACAACGCCUACAUUUCUCUGUGUCUGCCCAAGCUGCUCAACCCCAUCGUUAGGCAUCAGCUGCUGGUGUGGAACCCGUUAAAAGACGUUGGUGGAGAAUUUGAAACCCUCCCGUGGUUCACAGCAGUGGAGACGUUUUGUCACGGACACGGCCAUGAGGAGCUGGAGCACACAGACAGACAGACGCUCUCUAACGUCAUAGAAAAGACUCUUCUACCCAAAAUAACCAGCCAUGUGGAGUUGGUGUGGGAUCCUUUUUCCAUCCAACAAUCUACCUGCCUGUCUGCUGUCUGCCACAGGCUGAGGGAGGAUUACUCCAUCUUUGAAGGCGAGCAGAGUAAACCUGUUAAGGGAUUUAUUGAAGCAGUGGUUCAUAGGCUCAGAAGCUGUGUAGAUGAAGACGUCUUUAUCCCCUUGUAUCCAAAAAAGCUGCUGGAGGACAGAUUGUCCCCUCAGCGCCGCUUCAGAGACGAACAGUUCUGGAUGGCUGUAAAACUGCUGGGGAAUAUGGGGAAAUGGGAUCUGCUGCUUCCUGAGUCCAUUUUGAAAGAACUAAUGUUGGACAAACUGCUGAACCGAUACCUGAUGAUUACCUUGUCUAGUGAGACGCUGUCAAGGAGAGUUGUUUCUGCACACAGAAAGAUUGCAGAAUGUCUGCCUGACUCUUGGUUUGAAGGAGAAAGCGUCUGUUUGCCUCAGCUGCAGAAUUUCAGGAACAACAUUGUUCAGAAAGUUCAUAGCCUCUGCAAACAGCAGCCGCCUGAAAGUCCCAGCAGCAGGUCUGCUGUGGUCGAAGAGCUGAAGGUUCUCAGUAGGUUGAGAUGCUAUGACUCCAUCUUGGCUCUAACCGGGAAAUACCACUACGAGGACGUCAUCUACUCUCAUCAGCUACUGAACCAGGAAAGAGAAUGAGCAGGAACUGGAUGAAAUAAUAAAGACUCAAGUUAAACUAAUAAUCAGUAUAACACAUGCAGCUGUACAACAAAUUAUGAUUUUAGUCUAGAUAUUUUUUAUGUCUAAUACAAAUUGUUAUAUUUUCUGAAUAAAUGUUGGAAUUUUGUUUAUUUCUGAAUUUUGUCUAUGUCAGGUAUAUAAAAGUAUAUCAGGGGUGUCAAAGUCAUUUUCAAUUUGGGCCAGAUUCAGAUUAUGAAUGCUUUUGCCAAAAGGUAUUAAUAAAACUAUUAACUUUUGAUAUUGGAGCUUAAAUAAUAUUAAUAUAAUAUUAAUAAUGUUAAAGCAUGUCCAUAAAUGCACUCAGUACUAGGGUUGGGUGAUAUGGACUUUGUAUUUUAUUGCAAUAUUUUGUGGUACUACAAUGAUAAAGAUUAUGAUCAAAUAUAUAUUUUUUAGGUAAUCAACAGUUGUCUUGGUGGAACCAAUCUAGUUUCCCACACUUUUCCCUUCCACUAAAACAUAAAAAAUAUCUUUGGGGGUUGGUUAAUAUUCCUAAUUUCAGAGUUUGUUUAUGUUACCUUUGAGAAUUAACAACAAAUUGUCAUUCUAAAAUGUGGGAGCAUUAUGUUGCACCUGGAUCAUCUUCACCAUUAUUAGUGAAACUGAAGACUUACUGUUAUUUUAACAUAACGGUGUGCAUUAAAGACAGGACCUCUUAUUUUUGCUGGAGACAUCUUUAUUUAUGAAGCAAACAGUGAUGCAAAAUAAAGCCUGAACAAUGCACACAAUGCUCAAAGAGGUCUCAAUUGAAUUGCUCUGAUCGUAAUUUCCAUGUACAGAGCAAUAUUUAUCAAACUAAACACCGUAGAAAGUUUAGUUUCAUCAAGCUGUUUGUUGAAGCAAUAACAGGUAGCUUAGACAGGCCACUCAUGACUUUAAAGAAACAUCACAUGAAUAAAUGCAAAUGUUGCAGCUUCUGCCCUCACCUAAUGG